AUGAAAUUAUUAUCACCACCCACACUUGUCACCAUGUCAGUGCUCAUCAUUGGAGUAGCACAAGUAGGAUUAUGUAGACUUGAUUGUCCAUUCAAUCAAGAUGAAAGUUCUACUGCUCGGGUUCAAAUCUUAUUGAAAGAUUGUCCACUUGGUAACAAUUGUCAGGGGUUGGUUAGUCAUAUAGGGAAAAGAUGUCCCAACAGUAUAAACGGUUGUAGGGGUAAAAUUGAGUAUAUUGUGGAAAAAGAAGCAUGCAAUGCUGAUAUCUUGUGUAGAAAACAUACCAAAAGAACCAAAAAGUGUGAUAGAGAAGUUAAUUUUGGAAUAGUCAAAUGUAACCAGAGUGGUUGCAAUAUUCAAGCAGCCCAGGGGGAAAGAUCAGAUGAAUGUACAAGACAUGAAAAAAUAGCUUGUCACCAUAGAUACUCAGAAUGA
Melampsora larici-populina 98AG31 is the source of this 435-nucleotide messenger RNA. RefSeq lists its product as uncharacterized. NCBI's taxonomy places the organism in Eukaryota, Fungi, Basidiomycota, Pucciniomycetes, Pucciniales, Melampsoraceae. The transcript has a single exon. The record is from RefSeq and is a predicted model, not a curated record. Bases 1 to 435 code for a protein of 144 amino acids.